CCUCUCCAUUCUUUUGCAACCCCAAAACAGAAAAGUUCCCAAAACUUUCUCCAUUUCUUAUCACCUUUUCUCUUUUUCUCAAAAAAAUGGCUUCCAAAAUGAACUCAUUUGCUCUUUUUUGCCUUGUUUUAAUGUGGGCUUUUUCCUCUACGACUGUAGAUUCAGCAUCUCGCCAGGCAGCGCCUGCUCCAGCGGUGGACUGCAACAACUUGGUACUCAACUUGGCUGACUGUUUGUCAUUUGUUACAAAUGGUAGUACAGAGAAGAAGCCACAAGGCACUUGCUGUUCAGGCCUGAAAAUGGUGUUGAAAACAGACGCUGAGUGUCUCUGUGAGGGUUUCAAAAACAGCGCUCAGUUGGGUGUUGUUCUGAAUGUCACUAAGGCUAUGGCUCUUCCUGCUGCUUGCCAUGUCUCUGCUCCUUCUGUUAGCAACUGUGGAUUGAGUACUGACACUGGAGCUGCCCCUGCUCUUUCUCCAAUUGCUGUAUCACCUACCACGUCAGCGGCAGUUGCUCCAACCACUGCCGAAGGUGCUAGUGAAGUUGCUCCGGCACCAGCUCCAGGAAGCUCCGAUUCUACUACACUUGGUCUAUCCAUUGGUCAAGUGGUUCUGACCGUAAUGGCUGUAGCUUUCUUUUGGUUCUAAACAUAUUCUAGGAUUGUGGUUUUUGCUGGUUCUAAGCACAUUUUAGGGUUGCGUUUUGCGGGGAAACAGCGGAGAUAUUGUUGUGGUGUUUUGUUAUUGAACCUUGCUAUUGGGUGCAGUCUAAUUCUAUUAGUAGAGGUAGGCAAUUUAUGAGACCAGCGUAAAUAGUGAUGACACUGCAGUGUCACUUGUUUUUGUUAUGAGUUUUUUAUUUGGAUGAUUUCUCCUACUUUUAUUUU
Nicotiana attenuata is the source of this 886-nucleotide messenger RNA. RefSeq names its product non-specific lipid-transfer protein-like protein At5g64080. NCBI's taxonomy places the organism in Eukaryota, Viridiplantae, Streptophyta, Magnoliopsida, Solanales, Solanaceae. The coding region runs from base 87 to 647 and encodes 186 amino acids. The transcript is spliced from 3 exons. Gene Ontology annotation, molecular function: lipid binding. Gene Ontology annotation, biological process: lipid transport. The record is from RefSeq and is a predicted model, not a curated record.